AUGGACAAUCAAGAGUGGAUUCUACACUUCUCAGCCCAUUCUGCGGUCCACCGUUAUGCAUCUGAGAUCCACGAUAGCAACGACCGGCAUCGAGAGUCUCUUGUUGCUCCCGAUAACAGUGACAUUGUACCUAGGCCUGCCACUGUGACCACUGGAUAUGACAACCUCUUCCAAAACAUCUUUGAUGGCAAUCCGAACACCAACUCUACACCAACCCGCCGUAUCGUUUCUCCCCCCUUCUUUGAGCAUGGGUUGCUCGACAAAAUGCGCAAUCCAUUGGCCCACGAUGCCGGCAACGAAUCCAUUAAUACUAUAUCAUCCGGAAACAUGUUCAAUCAAGGAAAUAUCGCACAAGGUGUACAGCUAGGACAAGUCACGGUCAGUCACCAUGGUCAGGAGGAGACUGGGAUUUGGGAUGCCGGACAUGGAGUGGCUGACUUUCAGCGGGCAAUCGAUAAUCUUGUUACCCAACCUCUUUUGGACUCCUCGCGCUGCUUUGAUUACUUGAAUUCUAACUUCCAGUCCAACCUUAGCUAUCAGACAGACCUCAUGUUCCAACCCGAACCCAAUAUCAACGUCAAUCUUCUACCCGACUACAAUCUUCGUCCCGACUUCAGUUUUAGGCCCGAAUCCAGUCAUACGUCAAACCUUGCCAGCCAGCAAAACCUUAUCAUUCAGCCUGACUUCAAUAUUCAGCCCGAUCCCAACAUUAUGAUCGAUCUCAAUAUGAUGCCCGACCCGAGUCUCCAGUUCAAUGUGAAGUCGCAGUCAAACCCAGCUUUACAGUGUCAAUCCUACCACGAUGUCUCAGCGCAACCAUAUUUACAGCCUGAUGUUAACAGAACAGUUCUUUGUCCUGCAGCUGAAGUGCAUAGCGCCUUGAAUCCGGGCACUGUUGGCGCAAACCUUCUGCAUGAAGACAUCGACAAUGAUGAGAACAGUGCCACCUAUGAUUCGAGGCCCGAGUUGAGGAAUAUAGCCGUCAACGACGGCUCUUCGGUGCAAGCCACUAUUGCCAGGCGAGCUCAAACAUUGAAUGUUAGCGGGGUCGCCAACAGAAAACAUCGAUAUUCGGAGGCAGAUUGGAAAUACAUGCGUGAUAAUCACAUCAGACGGCUACGAGUUCAAUACAAGCACACUGUGGACGAGAUCGCGUUCGAGCUUGAGGCAAUCCACAACUUUCCCACUUCAAGUAGCACAUUGGCAAAAAAGUUUGGCCAAUGGGGGCUAGAGUUCAACCGAAACGGAACCGACUGCUCUGAAGGGGAGCCUCGCCGCCGAGCAGCGCGAGCUUUGCGUGGUAAAUGGAAGAAAUCCUCGGGCCCUAGUCUCGUCUUCUUCCUUGUCACCAUCUUCAAGAAGCAGUUCAAAGGGAUAGGUGGGGAAAGCCUACCGUCAGGUUUAACUUUUAAACCAUAUCAAUAUAGUGAGAAAAUACUCCAUGAGCUCGACAUAUUUAUUAAGGGGUGCUUUGAUGAAGGCACUAAUGGUAAAGGGUGGACUUACGGCACUUCCUCUUUCAUUCCACCUAGCGGGGCUGCUGCAAACUCGAAACUCUGGAAACUUCUGGCUGCCGAUUGCGCUGGCAUUAAACUUCUCGGAGACGCUUUACUGGCCGAGCAAGUCCUUCACCUCUUCGGGAAGAUCUUGAGACGCGCGAAAGCAGCUGCGCAGACUUGCGAUCCCAACUUCCUCAUCCAUUUCUGGACAAUAUGUCAGUCUCUUUGCGAAUUGCGAUAUCCCAGGCGUCAUGAUUUCACCUUGCUACGGAUAUUCCUCGCACAACUAAGGGAUUCGUUUCUGGGGUCUUUUGGACGCCAUCCCUUGGUUAAUUUCUUGGAGCUAUUACUCCAAGUCUUGUAUUUCUCGCUGAAAGACUUCCGGCCAACAAUUGGCCUUGCGUAUUGGAAAACCAUCGACGCCCUUGUGAAAUCUGCUGGCGUCCCAUAUGAUCAUCGGAUUAUACUAAAGAUGGGAUCUCAAUGUACAAGGCAAUGGAAGAGCAAGUUCCAAGCGCGUACAGAACUACUCGAGUCACAUUAUAAGACACUCAUUGCGACGUUAGACUCCCGAACCGAUACCAGUCCAGAGCAAAAGGUCAGACUUCUGCAUGAUUACAUCGAAGCUAUAUCAAAGCCUCGGUUCAAUUACCCCGAUGUCGUCGAGCAAGCCACGUGUCUUUGGAUUCAAAGUAGGGCGCUUUGUAGGGACCGCGUAGGAGAUCAAAACCUGCGGUGGACAAAGCACGGCCAACCAUUUGCGUUUGCUACGGAACUGGUCGCGUUGCACCACAUAAACGAGCAUGGAAAACCUAUUUCUCCAAAACCAGAUCGCGACACAGGCUUUCGGUACGUGAGCGAGGCAAUCGAUAUACUGCGGCUGGGAGACCUCUGGUGUCAGAUUCGCGCUUUUGCAUUCUCAAGACAGCUGCGACUCUGGAUGAAGGCUUUUCACGCCCCCAAAUCUAAGCAGUGCAUCUGCGAGCGCCAACAAACUAUGGACAUGUCAGCAAAUGGACAGCAAAUGCCAUUGAACGUGCUGGAAGUAGUCCAGAUUGGGGCGAAGCAAGUUUGA
This is a messenger RNA of Aaosphaeria arxii CBS 175.79, 2574 nucleotides long. RefSeq lists its product as uncharacterized. The coding region runs from base 1 to 2574 and encodes 857 amino acids. NCBI's taxonomy places the organism in Eukaryota, Fungi, Ascomycota, Dothideomycetes, Pleosporales. The record is from RefSeq and is a predicted model, not a curated record. The transcript is spliced from 4 exons.